Messenger RNA from Anneissia japonica, 1549 nucleotides. RefSeq names its product vacuolar protein sorting-associated protein 4B-like. Bases 110 to 1375 code for a protein of 421 amino acids. Gene Ontology annotation, molecular function: ATP hydrolysis activity; ATP binding. NCBI's taxonomy places the organism in Eukaryota, Metazoa, Echinodermata, Crinoidea, Comatulida, Comatulidae. The record is from RefSeq and is a predicted model, not a curated record. Gene Ontology annotation, biological process: vacuole organization; endosomal transport. The transcript is spliced from 10 exons.
AAAAAUAUUACAAGCGACUGCUUUGCAGCUCAGGAAGUGUACCUGAUCUGUAGUCUUGGAAUUUGUUGCCUUGUUGUACCCAGGGGCUAGUGAAUUUUGAGCUAGGCCUAUGUCUCUUUUGGACAGAUAUAAAGAUGCUGUGUCAUGGCUAAAAGCUGCUGCUGAUGAAUCUGAAAAGCCCAACAAUGUGAACUUGGAUCAGUUGCUUUACAAUUGUGACAAAUGCUCAGAGGAAGUUAGAGCUAUUAGACAACAUGAAACACAUCCAAUUCGAAAGGCUGCUCUGGAGCAACUUAGUCGAUGUCUAGCUCAAAACCUCAACAAAUUGAAGAUGAAGCAGCACCAAUUGAGAGAUGAACAGAGUCCCUAUAAGAAACGCCAUGCAGCUACCAAUUCUUGUUCAGAGGAAGAUUCAAGUUCCCAGAGUAGACGUCUUGCUAUCCAAGAUACCAUUGUGCAGAAGGGUAACGUCAAACUUCAGGAUGUGGCUGGGCUUAAGGAGGCUAAGCAGGUGUUGAUGGAGGCAAUCGUCAUGCCGUUACUGUACCCACACCUUUUUACAGGUGCCCGUCAGCCAUGGAGACGUAUCCUGUUAUUUGGACCACCAGGGACCGGUAAAUCCAGACUGGCGCAUGCCAUAUCGUCUGAGAUUAACUCAACCUUCUACUCGGUAUCAAGUGCAGACCUUGUCUCAAGCUUUGUUGGAGAGAGUGAGAGAUUGAUAAAAGAGCUUUUCCAACAGGCAAGUGAAGCAGAAGGAAGAUCGGUUGUGUUCAUUGAUGAAAUUGAUAGCAUCUGUCGAAAGAGAACAGCACGUGAAGAGGAACACACAAGAAGGAUAAAAACUGAGUUAUUGAAACAGAUGGAAGGGUCAGCGUCUGGAGCAGAAUCCGCACAGAUCUUUCUCAUGUGUGCCACCAAUUGCCCCUGGGAACUAGACUCAGCUUUUUUGCGUCGAUUUCAAAAACGAGUUUACAUUCCACUCCCUGAUAGGGAGGCUCGGAUUUCCCUACUUAAGCUGCACUCAUCCAAUCAAGUAAGUUUGAGCGAGAGUGACUGGCAGAUAUUUGCUGACAAGACAGAUGGAUAUUCUGGCAGUGAUAUCUCAAAUAUGGUAUUGACAGCUCUGUUUGAACCAAUCAGAGAUCUGCAGCGAGCAACGCACUGGCGGCACACUUCAGAUGGCUGCUAUAUUCCGUGUUCACAAAGUACAGAAGGAGCAUCCAAGAUGAAAUUGUCAGCUAUUGAGAGCCAUCAGAUCAAGACACGUGACGUAGGAUUACAAGACCUGAUGAAAGCUAUGAGUAGUGUGCAUAAGACGGUCACAAAAACCGAGCUUGACCGAUUCACAAACUUUACUCAACAAUUUGGAUAAAACAUGUUAUUUGGUUGAUUGUAGGACUAUUUGAUUGAUUCACAUUUUUUUUUAAAUGUAGAACUGUUACCAAUCAUUUGAAAUUCCAGUGAUAAAUGAAAAAAGUGAUGCAAACAAUCUUGAUUCGAUAUUUCUGACUUUAUUCAUUCAUUUGAGGAAUAAAUUAUGCACACA